AUGUCGACCGCUAGUGUGACUAUUGAUGCCUACGCCAUCCUGGGGGUUGGACGAGAUGCCAGUAUCCAGGACAUCAACUUUGCCUACAAGCGGCUUGCCUUGAAGUUCCACCCGGACAAGGCUGGAGAUACUGCUGCAGCCGUUGAGCGAUUCAGAAAAAUUAAAGAUGCCGUCGAGGUUCUCCGUGACGAAGGCCAUCCCGAGGAUGACCCAGGAACUUGGGCCUACAGGCCCACUUACAACCGUCCAUCAAAGCGAGAACGCCACGGAUUUGAUUACAACUAUUGGCCGGGCCAAUUUACCGAGUCAGCACGCCAGUACAGCCCUAGCUACUACUACAGCUACGGAACUAGUGUGCACAUGGACCCAGAGUCCUCCGAAUCCAAAGCAAAACGUGCGCAAUUCCAGGCAGACAAUGUUCAGUGGGAAAAAGAAUGGGCUGGAGUUGAUACAGAAGUGCAGAAGGCACGCGCAAAGUUCCGCAAGGAAAGAAUGCGGGCUCGAAUGAAGCGUGAUCUAGCAGACAUGGCAAAAGAUACAGGUGAAGAUACCAAACAUGCUGAUAUUCUUGAUGACGUCGCCGAAGGAGUUUUAGAGGACCUUGACUUUGGCUAUGGCCACAAGUUCAAAGAUUUCGUCCUGCCUGAGGAGGAUAUCAAGACGUGCAACCCUUCUGACACCUUUGACAAAUUUGCCUAUGAAUACGCCAAGGAGUUCCGCCACGAUGGCGAGCGUCCGAUUUAUUCUGAUUGCGCUUCCUCUCACUCUACUGCUAGCAACAAUUUCUCCGCUGACUUCUCAACAAGUAGCAACUCCCCCAGCUACACUGGUUCAGCCCACGAAUACUGGACUUUCAAGUCCACUACCGAGGGUCGAAGUGCAAACUCCACCAACUACGCCGGUUUAGCUAACGAGUACUGGUCCUUCAACCUCACCGUCGAGGAUUCAAGUCCCAACCCCACCAAUUACGCUCAUUCAACCAACAAGCACUCGAAUUUCAAGCCUACUGCCAAGUAUUCAAGUGGGAACACCACCGACGACACUCACUCAGCCAGCAACCACUCCACUUUCAAGCCCGCCGCUGAGGGUUCCAAAUCUACUACCGCCAAUGCUGAUGCUGAUACUGAUGCUGAAGCUGAAAAACUGAUCAACUCCUACAUGGUGGGCCAUGAUUCGUUGCGACCUCUAACCCCAUUCUUCAAGCGAAAGCUCGCCGAUCCCCAUGGACGCUACACCAUCGAUGACCUUGCUGGCGAGCUUAAUGGCCUAAUGCUGGAGAGCUAUUGUGGCUGGUUGGAAGAUGUUCGUCUUUCAAUCCCAAAUGCAUCGCCUAUGAAAGUUCGAACUAGUCCAAGCCUUUGCUCUCAUCUCGGGUAUUGGUACAAGGAGUUCUGCCGUCCCAUUUGCGAUGCUUGUAACAUGUGGAUGCCCACAUUCAUCCUUACUUGCCCGGGCUGCGGUGUGAAAGCUUGUGUCCGAUGUAAAUUCGCCGAUUGUGGCCAGCAGUGA
Messenger RNA from Penicillium vulpinum, 1509 nucleotides. RefSeq lists its product as uncharacterized. Bases 1 to 1509 code for a protein of 502 amino acids. The record is from RefSeq and is a predicted model, not a curated record. Gene Ontology annotation, molecular function: protein-folding chaperone binding; protein folding chaperone. Lineage: Eukaryota; Fungi; Ascomycota; Eurotiomycetes; Eurotiales; Aspergillaceae. The transcript has 3 exons. Gene Ontology annotation, cellular component: nucleus; cytoplasm.